Molecule: messenger RNA, 3748 nt
Organism: Pseudonaja textilis
Lineage: Eukaryota; Metazoa; Chordata; Lepidosauria; Squamata; Elapidae
Gene: DCUN1D4
Product: defective in cullin neddylation 1 domain containing 4
Biological process (GO): protein neddylation
Cellular component (GO): ubiquitin ligase complex
Molecular function (GO): cullin family protein binding; ubiquitin-like protein binding; ubiquitin conjugating enzyme binding
Source: RefSeq, a predicted model, not a curated record
GGGGGGGGAGCCGUGCUGAGGCGAGAGAGAGAGAGAGGGAGGCGGUUGGAGCGCACACGCGCUACGGCCGCUGCCCCCAAAAUGCACUCGGAUGCCGCGGUUGUCAAUUUUCAGCUGAACUCUCAUCUAUCAACACUGGCAAAUAUUCACAAGAUUUACCAUACCCUUAAUAGGCUGAAUUUGACAGAAGAUACUAGUCAAGACGAUAACCAAACAGGAAACCUGAGAUCUUGCAGUUCAUCAGACAGCUUUAGCAAAGUGAUGCCUCCAAGAAAAAAAAGGCGACCUACAACAGGAGAUGAUCUGACAGCUAAAAAAAGUAGACAUGAUAGCGUGUACAGAAAAUACGAUUCUACCAGAAUAAGGUCAGAAGAUGAUAUGUUUUCAAGUAAAAGGUGUUUAGAGUGGUUCUAUGAAUAUGCAGGAAAAGAUGAUGUUGUGGGUCCUGAAGGAAUGGAGAAGUUCUGUGAGGACAUAGGGGUUGAGCCAGAAAACGUAGCCAUGCUUGUGUUGGCUUGGAAAUUGGAUGCUCAGAAUAUGGGCUAUUUUACAUUGCAAGAAUGGCUAAAAGGAAUGACAUCCCUGCAGUGUGACACAACAGAGAAGCUAAGAAAUUCUUUGGAUUACUUGAGAUCUUUAUUAAACGAGCCUAUGAAUUUUAAGCUUAUUUAUAGAUAUGCGUUUGACUUCGCACGUGAAAAAGAUCAGCGAAGCCUAGAUAUGAAUACUGCCAAGUGUAUGCUAGGACUCCUCUUAGGAAAAACAUGGCCCCUCUUUCCAGUAUUUCAUCAGUUCUUAGAGCAAUCGAAGUACAAAGUUAUCAACAAGGACCAAUGGUGCAAUGUGCUGGAGUUCAGUCGAUCCAUUAAUCUUGACCUCAGCAAUUAUGACGAAGACGGAGCAUGGCCAGUGUUGCUGGAUGAAUUUGUGGAGUGGUAUAAAGAGAAACAAAUGACAUAGGAAUUUUAACUAUGCACAGCUGCUCAAGAGCCUUUGUUACUACAGUUAAUGUCAACCAUUAGCCAUAAACUUCUCUUUGUAUAUAAAGCGCAUGCUGCUUUUCCUGCACUGUAUCCCAUUUUCAGGGAUUUUUUUUUUGGUGUUUGCUGUUUAACAGGCCAGCUCUGCUUGCUGUGUACCAUUGUUCUCUCCGAAAAGGCUGCUUUGCGUUUUGUCUCUACACUACAGAUGGUGAACUUGCCAGCAUCCUCACUGUGACUAAUGUGAAUAUUGCUGUCUAAACUUUGUAUAUGUGUAUAAAAAAAAAAAAAAGCUUCAUCUAGGAAUGUUUUCAGCAGGAAAGGUAUUAUAAAAAAUAAUUUUGUCGCAUUCAAGUAACCACGUAACUUAAUUUUUAAUUGACUUGGUCUCCCGCAUAGCAUUUCAGGGAAAGUGAUUGGGGGGAGGGGGGUUUGGCUAUGUAGAACUAUUGCUAGUUAGUAAUAGUUGUUUUAGGAUGCCAGUUUUUGAAGGAAAAUCUUGAAAGCAGGGUUUCCUUGGCAGUGUCCAGCUUCAUUUUUAUUUAAGAAGCAAUUAUUGGUUACUAUUUUAAUUGAAACUCUUUAAUAAAUUGUUACAGCUUGAACCGAGUUGUACAUGCCAUAGUAACUUCCAUAUGGCAAUAAUGCUAAUUUUCUCAUAGUCAGAUGCUGUAGUUUGCUAAGAGGUACAGGUUAUCUAAUUAAACAUCUGAUUAAAAAAGGGUUUUAGACUUGUAACGUGGCAUAUUCUUUUAUUUUACUGUCAUUCUUGUUCCCAGAGUGUUUUGAUGAUCUGGAUAAAGACAGAAUGAAGUCUUGUUUCAAAACACAGCCUAAAUGUAUGAAUGUAUUUCAGAAACUGGAAUCAAAGCUUAGCCUGAAAACUCGGCAUGGCUGCGUUUAUAUUCCAGGUAUUGAAUUCCCCCGGCAAAAUGCCAAUUACGAGCAACAUCUACUCUAAUCAAAGCAGCAUCACUAUUUAUUUGGAAUCAUUUUUUAUCUGUUUGGACUGGAAAGUUCAAAGAAGUAGAUGAAUGAAGUAAAACUUUCUGUCUCACCUUUUCAUCAGUCUUCAUAAUACAGUUCAAUGUACAUUUCUAUAAUUUUUUUUUUUACUAAGGUAGCUAUAGACUUAUUGAAACUGCAUUCAAAAAUCCAUUGGUCGUUGUUCAAUCAACCAAGAGUUCAUUGUGAAAUUUGCAAUAAAACGUGAGCUUGCCUUUUCUUUUACAGAAAGUUAAAAGCUACAUGAACAUUCAGAAUUUACGAAUAUAAAUUAAGCUUCAGUGACAAAUUAGUACAAACCACUUAUUUUUAUUUUCAAAGCACUGAAGGUAUUUGUAAAGGAAAAAAAACCAUGUAUAUCAUAAACACACGUAGUCUCUUUAGGGCUCAAUACUUCUAAAAAAGCAAAAUAAGAAAAAUAAAGGACUAGAAUCCAAAGAGAUCCACAUGCAAAUAUGAUUCUGUCCAGAACAGGAGCUGUGGGAAUGAAGCUUCUCUCUCUCUCUCUCUCUCUCUCUCUCUCUCUCUCUCUCUCUCUCUCUCUUUCUUUUUCUUUUUCUCUCUCUAUUCCUUUCCUUUCCUUUCCUUUCCUUUCCUUUCCUUUCCUUUCCUUUUCCUUUUCCUUUUCCUUUUCCUUUUCCUUUUCCUUUCCUUCCCUUCCCUUUCCUUCCCUGAUACCUUCAUGAGCUUCAGAAGGCUUGGGAACAGGGAUUGAGUGGGGCAGAGCUACCCAAGCUGUUGGCCAAGUAGUAAGACUGGAAAGAUCAAAUGGAUGCAGUUACAGUACCUAGAUGGACCUUUCACAGGCUACCACUUCUGUUGUCCAUUUCUUUCCCAAAGUAGAGUUGGAAGUUGGCUGGGCAGUUCCCUUUAGCCAAUCUCUGUUGAGAACAGGCAGGUAAUACCAUGAGCCGGUUCAUGCUCCUUCCAGGACCUCCUGACCUACAUUAUUUAGUAUAGCCAUAGUCAAAACCUUUUAACUGUCCAACUGGGAAGAUACAAAUAGUGGAUAGAUUACAGGCUAAUUUUGUUGAGACAUAAAAGGACUUUCAGUAACAAAGGUAACAGCCAAAGAACUUUUAUGAGAUCUAGUUUUGAUAAAAGUAUAAGGUUAAUAAACUUGUCUUCGUUCUUGGGACCGAUUCUCACUUUUUCUACUUACACAUGACUAUUAGUAUACAAAGCAAAAAAACAAAAAAACACCUGAUCAAGUGGCAGAGAGCAAGAGAGGAAACACUUCAAAAUUAUACUACCUUCCAUUUAAAAAUGAAGCACCAAUUGGGUUCAGAAAUCACUGUUAAACAUGGCCGAAGAGCAGAAGCAACUGACUGCAGUCUGUUUUCCUUUGUCUAGGAGAGGCCUCUUAUGGCUUCUUCUACAAAGUUGAUCAAGAGACUUUUGUGACUUACGUUUUGCUGUCUCUCUCUCUGUCACAUACAAAGAAUUGGCUUUGCCUGUAAAAGCAGGCUCAUCAAACUUAAUGAUCAAGGACACGAUGCUCUCAACUUUUGUGAUAUACAAACAGAAAUGAGAGAAAGGUUCCACUUGAUACGUGGGUCAGAAUUGUAUUUUGAGUUUUUGAAAUGCUGACCUCCCUAUUUAACCAAUCAUCCUCAGAACUGUCCUGAUUCCUAGGGGGAAAAUGGCAUUUUCUGGAAAACUUAUGUAAUGAUAUCUGAGUAAAAGGUAAUCAAAGUUGUUCAUUUUUCAUACAUUUUGAAUUUUUGGCACUUUUUAAAAUAGUAUGAUCGAUUUUUUGUUGU